Messenger RNA from Dovyalis caffra, 201 nucleotides. NCBI's taxonomy places the organism in Eukaryota, Viridiplantae, Streptophyta, Magnoliopsida, Malpighiales, Salicaceae. The record is from the annotation of a GenBank genome assembly.
AUGGAAGGCUCUCGACCUAUUGGCGUGGCACUGCUUCCGGGAGUGGAGCCUGGCAAGAGCGAGUUCCGGGCCUCGUGGAAGAAUAAAAGCUCAAGUGCCAUCCUCCAGGAUGUUGAAGGAAUAGGAAUGCCUCUUGUUCACGACUCGGGCCGCUAUCAAUCACAGUUUGCUCCUAUCGUAGAUAAGAGAAAGGCAGCUUAA